CUGAGAUUGGCGGAGGCGAUCAUGUGGGCGGUCACGUGCUGCGGCGAGCUCCGUCCAAAAGAAAAUGGGGUUUGGUGUAAAUCUGGGGGUGUAAUGUUAUCAUAUAUCACGCUACCUCGUAAAACCGACACUGAAAGCUGCCGGACAACAAAUCACAGGUCAAAAUUAUGAGUUCUUCGUAUUAUGUGAACGCUCUUUUUAGCAAAUAUACGGCGGGGGCUUCUCUGUUCCAAAAUGCCGAGCCUACUUCUUGCUCCUUUGCGCCCAACUCGCAGAGAAGCGGCUACGGGGCGGGCGCCGGCGCCUUCGCUUCGACCGUACCGGGCUUGUACAAUGUCAACAGCCCCCUGUAUCAGAGCCCUUUCGCGUCCGGCUACGGCUUGGGCGCCGACGCCUACGGCAACCUGCCUUGUGCCUCCUACGACCAAAACAUCCCCGGACUCUGCAGUGACCUCGCCAAAGGCGCCUGCGACAAGGCGGACGAAGGCACGCUGCACGGUCCGGCCGAGGCCAAUUUCCGCAUCUACCCCUGGAUGAGGUCUUCAGGGCCUGACAGGAAGCGGGGUCGCCAGACGUACACGCGCUACCAGACGCUGGAGCUGGAGAAGGAGUUCCACUUCAAUCGCUACCUGACCCGGCGCCGCCGCAUCGAGAUCGCUCAUGCGCUCUGCCUCACCGAGCGCCAGAUCAAGAUCUGGUUCCAGAACCGCCGCAUGAAGUGGAAGAAAGAGCAUAAGGACGAGGGUCCAGCCGCAGCCGCAGCCCCCGAGGGCCCCGUGCCCGCUGCAGCAGCCACUGCCGCUGCGGCCGACAAGGCUGAGGAUGAGGAUGACGAUGAAGAAGACGAGGAGGAGGAGGAGGAAUGAGGGGCCCAGCCCGGCCCUUGGCUGCACCAGACAGUCAGGAAAGCGUCUUUAGAGACUCACCGAUUUUAUUUACAAAAGUGGAAAAAUAAAAAGAAAAUGUUAAAAAAAAAAAAACAACAACAGUCCCCAACCUGUAACCCCAUCGACCCCAUCACCCACUCUAGCUUCCAAUUUUUCUGGACAGCAGCCGCCUAGACUGGGUCCCCAUGGGGAUCCUCCCUGCCUCCGAGGACCCCCAGCAGACACCCCCUCAUCCUCAGGCCGGCUGGCUCUGAGCUGGCAUGGCCAAAAUACUACCUAGCACAGGCCUCGGAGAGAGGCACCCCCAAACUACCUACGGGCCCAGUCCCAGCGGGCCUCCGCUCCCAGGAAGCCCCGAGUGUCCCAACACUGGCAGACACCCAGCACCUCCCCCACACCGUCAAGGACCUGACUCUCUCAGUACUACCUACUUGUCCCAAACUACCUAUUUUGUGCUCCCUGGCUUGCCUGCUACCUAGUGCCGGCCCCGUCCCAGGCCAGGCCCCUGCUGCUUGCAGUUGGCAGCCUGUGGGGUCCCUGAGGCUGCGCUGAGAAGGUGCUGGGGUCUGGGGUCCAGGGCAUUGGCUUCUAUUUAAAUUGAAAAAUAAUAUAUUUAUUCCAAAGCAUUCUAAGUGCUGCAACCUAGAACCCCUCUUCUCUGGCCUGGGUACUCCAAGUUCAGGCCCAUCACCCCCCCCCCCACUUCUGGAGGGGAGCAUUCCCACGCUCGCUGCAGGUUCCCAAGUUAGCCUCUGCUUAGUAGGACUGCAGAGAUGCUCCCAGCCUCCUUGCCCCUCCCUGCCCCCUCCCGCGCCUGUGUUCUACUGCCCAGCCAUGUUGAAUAUGUACACCCUGACUUUUCCUACAAUAGCAAAUAUUGUAUAUUUGAACAAGAUUUUUUUGUCAUUUAUAUAGUCUCGGAGCUCAUUUGUAAGGCAAUGUCUUGACUUGGGAAGGAUGUGUUACUGGGGUGACUUUGUAGCAUGGUGUGUUGUCUUGAGCUAACUCUAUAGCAGGUGGGGAGAGCCAAUGCCCUCUCCAGUGCCCUUCAUCUCCUGUGUUGUCCUGCGUCCCCUCUUGUACCCCUCAGCGCUAGCCUGGGGUUCCAGGAACAGGAAGGUAUGCUUCCCGCCUGGCCCAGCUAACGGUGUUUUAUGUAACAGAAAAAUAA
Molecule: messenger RNA, 2058 nt
Organism: Pteronotus mesoamericanus
Lineage: Eukaryota; Metazoa; Chordata; Mammalia; Chiroptera; Mormoopidae
Gene: HOXA7
Product: homeobox A7
Exons: 2
Coding region: 168-866 (232 amino acids)
Biological process (GO): anterior/posterior pattern specification; regulation of transcription by RNA polymerase II
Cellular component (GO): nucleus
Molecular function (GO): DNA-binding transcription factor activity, RNA polymerase II-specific; RNA polymerase II cis-regulatory region sequence-specific DNA binding
Source: RefSeq, a predicted model, not a curated record